AUGUUCUAUUCGGAGACGUUGCUGCAGAAGACUGGGCCUCUGGCCCGAGUCUGGCUGUCAGCAAACUUGGAGCGCAAGCUCUCAAAGACGCAUAUUCUACAGUCAAACCUCCAGGAUAGUGUUGAUGCUAUUAUCACCCCGAACCAAGCUCCGAUGGCUCUUCGACUCAGCGGCCAGCUGCUGCUUGGUGUCGUCAGAAUCUACAGCCGCAAGGCCCGCUACUUGCUUGAUGAUUGCAAUGAAGCCUUGCUCAAGAUCAAAAUGGCUUUCCGUUCAACCGGCAACAAUGAUAUUCCCGAGAAUCUAAACAUGCCUAACCGUGAAGCCCUUAUGCUUCCCGAUCGAAUUACUCCAGCCGACAAUCUGGGCAUCCUACCACCGCCCAAUGCCGACUGGUUGCUUGCGCAGAUGGGAGAUGUUGACGCGACUCCUGCUGCCAGCUCUCAGGCCGCCAAGAGGGGCCGCGUUAGCAACCGAGACAUCAACCUCCAAGAGGACUUCAACAACAGCCAGUUCUUGCAGGACGACCCUAUGAUUGAUGAUGAAUUGGCACUUGGGCCUGGCGAUGAUCUUGAUCUUGAGCUUGACUUUGCUAUAGAUCUCGACGAUCGCCCACCGAUGGACAAGAGCAUCGAAAUGGGCCGAGACGCUCCCGCUGCGAGAUCUGUUGAGGAGGAUAUGAUCAGCGAAAUUGAUUUUGCACCGCAGGCCAAGGGUGGCCGGGAACCUUCGGCAAACGUCGAGUUCGGCGACGAUGGCAUCCGAAUUGCGGAUGAUGACGGCGACAUCCCAAUGGACAACGACUUGCAAUUUCACCUGGACGAUCAGUCCGUUAUGCCCGAAAUGGGACCUGCAACCAUCCCGGAGCGCGCCCGCAUCUCCGAGUCUCCGCUUUCCGACAUCGAUGAGAACACGGCGCGUGACGUUGAGGAGUGGACUCGUGUUAACAAUACGAGUAUAUACGAGCCUGGACACGAACCCGAAGAGCCGGAACCCGCGCCUCAGCGGAAGUCCAACAAGAAACGCAAGGUCUUUGGUCUUGACCCCGCGACCCAGCUCACCAGUGCACACAUCAAGGAGCAACAACAAGAACGCUCCAACAUUCUCAAAGCACCAACGUUUAUUUCGAGGGAUCCUUAUUUCCUUGCGUUGCUGGAGCUGAAGCACAGUGGCAACUUCGUCUCGAAUAUUAUGGGUAACGGCCGCAGCAAGGCUUGGGCUCCGGAGUUGAGAGAUUUGCUCUCUAUCGAGACCAUUCGGCCGACGAACGACUUGAAGCGCAAGCGAGAUAGCGGCAUCGCAGACAUGGGAGGCGAAGAGGAGCAAGGCCCGUCGAAAUCCCCGCGGCUGGAGCUUGGUGAGGACGACGACGCUCUAGCCAUGGCGGAUGGAGGUCUUGGGGAACAGAGUAUAGCUCCCGACGGUACCGUUCUGGAGAUCCCUGCCGACGACGGAAUGGUCAUGCUCCACGACGAUGAUGAUCACCAAGCUCGAGACGGCAGCCCCUUACCCGCCUUUGAUGAAACCACGAUUCCCCUAGUGCACCCAGCAGACAGUGGCCCUGUAUCCUUGGGAACCAAGCAUGCAGUCCAUGUUUUGCGAGAUCUGUUUGGUGCCGAUGCUGCAACGAAUGAGGAAAAGCGAAAGAAGACGUCUGUGGUGUUUCAAGAUUUGUUACCUGAAGCGAGAACAACCAAAGCAGAUGCCACCAAGAUGUUCUUUGAGUGCCUAGUACUUGCGACCAAGGAUGCGAUCAAAGUGGAACAAAAGGAAGGUACGGUCGGUGGACCAAUCCGAGUCCGCGGCAAGCGCGGUCUCUGGGGCGCGUGGGCCGAACGAGAGGCUGGUGGUGAGAUCGCCGAUCAAGACGAGCACGCAACGCAACCUGAGCCAGCCAUUGCUGGUCCGUCGCGAGCUGUCGCAGCAGCAGCAUAG
Pseudomassariella vexata is the source of this 1935-nucleotide messenger RNA. Its product is annotated as Rec8 like protein-domain-containing protein. Gene Ontology annotation, biological process: replication-born double-strand break repair via sister chromatid exchange; mitotic sister chromatid cohesion; synaptonemal complex assembly. Gene Ontology annotation, molecular function: chromatin binding; protein binding. The record is from RefSeq and is a predicted model, not a curated record. The transcript is spliced from 2 exons. The coding region runs from base 1 to 1935 and encodes 644 amino acids. Gene Ontology annotation, cellular component: synaptonemal complex; cohesin complex. Lineage: Eukaryota; Fungi; Ascomycota; Sordariomycetes; Amphisphaeriales; Pseudomassariaceae.